Aphanomyces invadans is the source of this 1106-nucleotide messenger RNA. RefSeq lists its product as hypothetical. The transcript is spliced from 6 exons. The record is from RefSeq and is a predicted model, not a curated record. NCBI's taxonomy places the organism in Eukaryota, Oomycota, Saprolegniomycetes, Saprolegniales, Verrucalvaceae. The coding region runs from base 7 to 1038 and encodes 343 amino acids.
UGAACCAUGGCUGGCAUGAACAUCCACAAGACGUUCCUCAAGCGCGCUGUGAGCUCUCAGAAGCUCCGCGCGGUUGUGGUUGAUUACGAAGCUCUAUGCAAGUCGACGGCAGCGCCACCUACUCCUCCACCGACUCCUGUCCAGGAUGCUGCGAAACUGGGCGAGCCAUUGGCCGACGUGAAGCGAGGGUCGCUGUUGUCAAAUGUUCGAGGACUGCUCAACAGCAUGACCCAGUCCGAGACUGAACAGGGGCGACGUGUUCAAACAACGCUAGCAGGGUUGCCAUCCUUCAUGCGAGCGACGAUUCUAGGCGAAGAUGUAGACAAGAACGACAAGGAAGGUGAGGACGAUACUGGACUUCACGACAAACUCGUGGGAGAAAUUCAACGGAAAACGCCCGUGAAAUCAUCUACAAAAGGCGACGUAUUGGCAUUUGAGGACGAAAGCAGUUCUGACGGUGUCCGAGCCAAGUAUUUGGCCAAGAUGAACGCACUCAAACAGCGCGCGAAGCUCAAAUCACUUUCGAAAGACUCGCCAGCGGACGUCCUCAGCCGCCCUGAACCUGCGGCAUGCACGAACGUCGUGGCCUCUGCUGGUAACGACACGGAAGAGAAAGGCGGCAGCGCCUUGCCGAAGCGCAAAGUCAACGAACACACGAACGUGUUCUUGAGCUAUAUCAGCUUGCGCGGUCUGUCGCUUGGCGUGAUUCCGCCGACUUCACCGCAUCGACGAGAAGAGUUCCAGCAAUUCGUCGACGAGAUGGACUAUUUGGAUGCUGUCAUGGAAGCUGCCAACACGUUUCCAAUGGCCGCCCCGGUCGUCCACAUCUGCGACAAGUUGGGGGUCGCCCCCAAAGAUGCCAUCGUGAUCUCGGGCUCCCAUGCGGCAAUUUCGUCGGGCAGGGCGGCCGGUGCGUACACGUGCUUCGUGCCAAAUUCGCCAAACGAAGUCAACCACGACAGCGACUACACGAUCCCCAACCUGCGCGAGUUCAAGUACAUUGUCGAGGAGCUCAACGGCAUCUCGUGGCGCAAUUGACACAACUAGCUAGCAGCAGUGUGAAGCAAUGCAGUCCAUUGUGAAAUUGAUGGGUUGUUACUUGGAUC